Molecule: messenger RNA, 3537 nt
Organism: Dermacentor andersoni
Lineage: Eukaryota; Metazoa; Arthropoda; Arachnida; Ixodida; Ixodidae
Biological process (GO): G protein-coupled receptor signaling pathway
Cellular component (GO): plasma membrane
Molecular function (GO): G protein-coupled receptor activity
Source: RefSeq, a predicted model, not a curated record
AAACGGGAGGUCCCCUCCGGGCGCAACCAGUUGAGAGCCGGCGCUGAAACGUGUCGGUCGGGAAACGCGAGCUUUGGGAUAGCGGAGCCGUCAAAGCCAGCGCUGGGUGAAGUCGACGAGGUGCUGCUCUCCACUCGAGCGCUCCCACAGCUUUGUUUCUUUUAACUCUCCUUCUUUUAUGUGAGUGUUGUACCGAGUUUGUGACGACUUCUUUUUUGGAAAAAGCUCGUUGAGCGACGACGUGCACUUUGUAGCUCUCAGUGAGUGAACGCGUGGUCCCGAACUCGGAUAUACAGGGCGGCGACGGAGAAGCGUGGAUUGUCGGCUUUAUUCGCCACCUGUGCGCAUGUGGAGUGUAAGUGGUUCCCAGAAGCGUAGCAGCCUGAUGCAGUUGCCUUCAACAUAAGAAAGCCGUACGGAAACUUUUGAUCAGGAAAAAAAAAGGUGGCCAACUUGACAUGCCUAAAGAGACGAGAUCGAGCGCUAAACCGGAAUCUUCUCUCCGGAUUUCCUCUGCCCCCACGCGGAGGCAGCGCUGGCUCCGAACGUGCAGCAACUGCGACGACUGAGCUGUCACGAAGUUCCGGUCCAAGAGGAGCGCAACGGGACAAGCACGCCUCGCGCCUGGACAUCACAGGCGGACGAGUCAAGAGCUGGCCAAAUGACAAACGAGCCCUACGAAAUGGUUCUUCUUGCUACGCCGUCGGAUGUCACGGAGUUCAACAUCAGCGACCGUCACGUCAUCGUACGUGACGACGAAGGGUGGCCGGAGGAGUUGGAGGAGGAAUUUUCCGAGAACUUCCAGAGAGCUGUCACUGUGCUCGGAUACCUGUACACAUUUUUCAUCCCGCUGCUCAUUGUGCUGGGCCUCAUUGGAAACGGGCUGUCCUUCGUCACAUUCCUGUUCACGCGACUCAAGGUCCGAGCGUCAAGCUUUUACCUGGGGACGCUGGCGCUCUCAGACUUCGGCUACCUUUUUCUCAUGGCCUUCGUCUGGCUCGACAAGCAGGGAGUAAAAAUGCUGAACAAGCGCGGCAUGUGCCAGGGAAUCCUCUACCUGUCAUCGGCGUUCAGCUUCUGGUCCGUGUGGCUCACUGUGACCUUCACCGCGGAGCGAUGCUUCGCCGUCCAGUGCCCCCUUUGGAGGCUUCAGCUGGGUACAAGAUGCCGUGCCCGGAUCACAGUCGGCGUGACGGCGGCCGCCUCUUUGUUGCUCAAUGCCUACCUGCUCCUGCUAACUGAUGUGAUCGUCGAAGAAGAUGGCGCCUCAGCCUGUCAUCACAGACCGGAGUUCGAACAGAUCCUGCACUACACCAACAUCAUGGACACGGUGGUCACACUCAUAGUGCCCUUCAUCCUUAUUGUUAUCAUGAACUUCAUGAUCGGCCGGGCUCUGUACCUAUUCAACGCACGUCGAAGGCUUCAGCGAGUAAACAGCGUACAACUGAACUCUGGAGACCAUGACAACCACAACACUUCGAGCGGCUGCUCGCCGACGACUAGCAACAAGGGCAUCGCCACCACGGUGUCCGCCAACGGCUGCACGCAGGUCCACCACCAGUACCCAGAGCGGCUGCUCAUGAACCCCAGCCAGAUCAGCGUGUCCCGCAUGCUUUUCCUCGUAUGCAGCGUCUUCAUCAUCCUCAACUUGCCCAGCUACGUGGUGCGUAUACACGUCUUCGUGCUGUCCAUCAGCAACCAGCCCGUGCCGGACUACGUGUUGCUGCUGCAACGCUACUUCAUGCUCCUGUACUACACAAACUUCGCCGUCAACUUCAUCCUCUACAACCUGGGCAGCCGCAUCUUCCGGCGCAUGAUGAAGCAGUACGUGGCGAGAAAGUGGCGCACGUUGAGCUCGCUUUGCCGCUCCUCGGACAGCUUCGAGUCCAGCGCGGGUGUCGGCGACGUCGGCUCCUUCAAGCCCCGCAACGAUCACAGCGCGCUGGCCCGACAAAAGGUGGUGUCGAAGACGUGAUGCCGGAACCUGGGACGAGGUGGAGCUGAGGUCGGCGACCGUGAAACCCGUCCCGAUACAGAGCGAUCGUCCAAGUCUCACCUGUUGGAGGCACACCGCUGCUGCUACCGCUUUCCGGUGGUCAAGUCGAGCUCAGGCUGCAGCUUCGGCUUCGAAACGACGGAGUGCCGACUCCACGACAAGGUGGGACCAUGGAGCUUCUCCUUAGACACUUCUUCAUCUGUGCUUAGCAUUUCAAGCAAAAAGGAUCGCACUACAAUGUUCGACUAGAAGACAAUACACAUGGUAGUGGUGGUUCCCAAGAGUUCCGAAUCAGAACGCGUGAAAUAAAUCAAGGACACACAGAUCUAUGAUGCACUGGUUCCUUCUUCACAAGAUGCUAAGGACAGCGUUGCAGCACGUCCCAGACUGUUGCCACGUCGGCUAAACGAAGAAAAUUUCAAGACGAAAUCACUCCGUUCGACGUAAGUGUUAAACCGAUGGUACGCAGUGCGCGCUUUAGCGAACUUUUAGUGAACUAAAAUUGUCAUAAAACAGCGAUGCUCGCUGUACGAGUAUUUAGUGUGUCCGCAUGGUGACAGCAUUCAUAAUGAGCUUCGUGUCUCUACAGUUGCGUUUACUGGGACUUAUUGCCUUUUGCCUGAUUAUUGCACAUUUUGCUCAUGAUUAUUUGAGAACUGAGUGAUGGAAAAAUGUAUCAAUGUUCACAAUCGAACUGUUGCAGAUUCUGCUGUCUAGUGUUGCUUCUCGUGUACCGUCACAGGCGUUCGUUCUCAACGUUUACGAUGUGCUUUCAGUGUCCCAAACUCUUAAACAAAUGUACACCCUUUGGGGUGUAUAUUUGUCACAGAACAAUAAUCGUUAUCUGUCUUGCUUGCGUUUCCUUUCUUGAAAACCCUGCACUCGCUUCUUUCCUGUCGAGAAUGCUCUGUCAUGCUCACAACGCGCAUGCCAUUCGUGACUUAGAAGUGCCGGGCUCGCAGAGUUAGAGAGAGGAAAUGCGGACAAGACAGGUGAUUAUUGUUGUUUGGCCAAAUGCGACCUGAAGUGUGUAAUUUAGCUUAAGAGUGUAUUUACCCCAUUUACCACGAAUGUAUAUUCGCACAUGCGAUCACUUUCUUACUGUGUGGAUUGUGUCAGGAACAUGUUCACUUUAAAAGGCCCCUCACCAGGAUUAGGCACUGCACUCAGACAAGAAUCCUGUAGAUCGCACGGUGGUGAUCGUGCUUGCAAAGCAUCAAGUGCCUACACGGCACAGAAAGCAGCUGAAACGUCCAGCAGAAGCCCGCUCGUCCGCUCUCUCGAGGAAGCACUAUCCCAGCAAGAGAGUCCAAGUAACACGCCCAGGGACGUGUCUACGUAAAACUCACUUCUUGCAACGUCAUCGAUUAUGACACUUGACUUAGGUGAGUUGUUCAGAACAGAAGGCGCAGCAUGAAAACUUGAAAUGCGCCACCCAGGAAAAAUAAAUAGGUAAACAGUAUAUAAAGGGGGAAAAUGAUAGCCCCCCAUAAAGGAGGCGGUACUCACGACGUGAACGUAUCACGGUCCCUCGGCUCCGG